Molecule: messenger RNA, 549 nt
Organism: Sturnus vulgaris (Common starling)
Lineage: Eukaryota; Metazoa; Chordata; Aves; Passeriformes; Sturnidae
Source: RefSeq, a predicted model, not a curated record
AUGGAUGAGGUAGUGGAAACUCUAAGAAAGAUCGAGCAGGACUACAAGCUCUUCCAGCAGCAGCAGUUCACGUUUAUCAGAGCACUGGAACACACGAGGGAGGAAGCUCAUGAUUUGAUCAAACCUGUGUCUUCCAUAGUCCAGGUGCAGUGCUACAAGGACCACCACUGUUACAAUUCCACAGACAGGCGCAUCCUCAACAUGUUCAUCUCCAUCUGCAACGAUCUCCGCAACCUCUGCCAGAAGCUGGAAAAGGUGCAUCCUGGGGACAGUGUGACCAAGGGCCUUGUGGAGAAGUGCAAAGUGCUCCUUAAUGACAGCAACGACUUCACUGCCCUUCGAGUGCAGUGCUACAAGGACCACCACUGUUACAAUUCCACAGACAGGCGCAUCCUCAACAUGUUCAUCUCCAUCUGCAACGAUCUCCGCAACCUCUGCCAGAAGCUGGAAAAGGUGCAUCCUGGGGACAGUGUGACCAAGGGCCUUGUGGAGAAGUGCAAAGUGCUCCUUAAUGACAGCAACGACUUCACUGCCCUUCGAGCCACGUAG